UCGUGUUGAAACAUGCGCAGUGCUGAAAUACCAGACGAUUCAAGAAAGGACAGAAGAAAUUUAUGUGAAGUUUAUUACUGAUUAUUGUUCUAUAAAAGGCUCAAAUUAAUUUGAAUAAAAACAAAAAGAUGGCGGAAGAUAAGAAAAGAGGUGAUGAUGGUGAUGAGCUUGGACCUGGACAAUUCUACGAACCUUUUAUACAAAAUGAAGAAUUAAUGGAUAAACUCAGUAUUCUAGAUUGUGGCAGAGAAUUUAUCCGUAAAAAUAAUCUGAAACCUAUUUCAAAACAUUAUUUCGCAAUACCAACAAAUCCUGGUGAACAGUUUUAUAUGUUUACAUCACUGUCUGCAUGGCUCUUACGGAAAUCUGGGAAAACAUUUGAACAGCCACAAGAGUAUGAUGAUCCAAAUGCAACCAUAUCUAGUCUUUUGGAUGAAGUCAGAAAAUUUAAUUAUAAAAUAGAUUUUCCUCCGUCCAAGUUAAAACAAGGAUGUGGUGAACAAUGUUUAUAUGUAUUAAGUAGAUUAUCCGACGAAGCUAUCAAAUAUACAGGAUUUAAAUGGAAAAAACCUGUUUAUCCGGAAGAAGAAGUUGAUGAACAACAUGUAGUAGAAGAUGAAAAUGAAUUGACAUUAAAUACAGUUGAUGAUACACCUAUGUUUGAUGAUGUUGAAGAAGAUUUUGAAGAAGAAGAUGAACCAAUCAUGGAUUUAGAAGGCAUGAAACAUUUAAACAGAAAAAAUGCUGAAUCAACAAAACCAGAAGAAAUAUUAGAAAGUAAUCAAGAUGCUGCUGAUUGGAAACUAGAAGUAGAAAGAGUCAUGCCACAAUUAAAAGUCACAAUUAGAACUGAUAAUAAGGAUUGGAGAGUUCACUUGGAUCAGAUGCAUCAACACAAAGAUGGCAUAGAAACAUCACUCACUGAGACAAAAACUUACCUCGAUAAACUUCACGACGAGAUCAGUCGUACACUGGAGAAGAUAGGCAGCAGAGAAAAAUACCUCAACAGCCAAUUAGAACACUUGUUACAUGAUUUUAGAAAUAUACAGGAACAGUCGACAGAAACUAAAGAAAGAUAUCGUCAAGCUAGUGGAGGUGUUACAGAACGCUCGAGAAUUUUAGCAGAAGUAACAGAAGAAUUAGAAAAGAUAAAAUCUGAAAUGGAAGAUCGAGGUAGCAGUAUGACUGAUGGAGCCCCUCUGGUAAAAAUAAAACAAGCUAUCCAACAGAUAAAGAAAGAAUCAACCCAGAUGGAUAUUCGUAUCGGAGUAGUGGAACAUGUUUUACUUCAGGCUAAACUUAAAGAUAAAGCUACACUCAGUAAACAAACGCAUGAUAUCUAAUCUUUAUUUUAUUUACUAAAAUAGGUGUACAUAUCUACAGUAUAUUUAUUGUAAAUAGCCUCCAUUAUAAAAUAUGUCCCUCGUAGAUAUACUGAUGGUACUAUCUCAAUCUAAUUAAAACACAGAUCCUAUUUCGUUUCGUUUUUUAUAGUUCAAAAUUUUGUUUUGCUUGUCUUUACUACACUAGGAUCUGGAAGCGUUGUUAUAUAACCCGCGGUCUGGAUGAUGUGAGGGUUUAGCCAAUGAAACAGUCUGUUACGGCAAGUUUUUAGCGUGAGGUGCAUGGAACUGUGGGUAACCCACUAGAAACAUCAAUGCUGAUUGGUUAAUCAAAUAUCUAACAUCAUAAGGGUCAAAAGCCGCUCGUUUGACCCCUGACGUAAACUCCCACUAUAACUUGUCAGAUCGUCAUGUAGUGUAGGCCUUCAAAAGUAUAUAAAAACCAAAUGAAUUAUAGAUCUGUAUUGUAAUCAGAUUGACUGAUGGUAUUAAUGUAAAUAUCUUUCAAAUAUGUCCCUCGUCGAUAUACUAAUAGUAUAUCAAUAAAUAGCGUUUGUUAUAAAAUACAUCUCUCAUGGAUAUUCUGAUGGUAUAUGUUUAUAAAGAUAAAUACAGUAUAAAAUCUUCAAGAUAUGUCCAACAUCGAUAUACUGAAAGUAUUAAAGUAAAUAUCUUUAAAAUGUCCCUCAUUGAUAUACUAUUGGUAAAUCUUUAUAAAGAUAAAUAGUCUUUGUCAUAAAUGCUUCACUUUAUCAAUGGUAUCAAUUUAAAUAUGUUUAUUUAAGUAUAACUUUAUUCUGAAAUUCCGUCCCCCAUUGUAAAUAUCUUUAUAAUUAUUCAACAUUGGUGUUAGUGUUCUUUAAAGGUCAUAAUCGAGACAUUUAAGUGGAUCGUCUGGCUUUAGAAUACAGUAACAGGAAACUGCAAAAGGGAUGGGCGGAGAUGAGAGACUACUCCAAUUUUCGAAGAUUGUCAACUACAAACAUUAAAAAUAAACAUUUAUAAUGAAUUUGAUCCUUGGUAAUAAAUAUGUUUUAUAAAUAUAUUUAUGAAUUAUUUGUCCGUAAAUGGCUUUAAAUCAGAUAUUGUCUUAUAUAUAUAUUUUUAUUUUAAAUUAUACAAAGGUAACAGUAUCUUUGUAUAAAUUAUUAGUUGAGAGAACAGAUAUAUGAAAAACAUUCCGUCCUUAUAAUUGUGUCUUUUCUGACAUCUCAUUUAUAUAUUUGUUGUUUUAUUUUGUAUAAAAAAUGUCAUAAUGAUAUAAAUAUUUAAAAAUUCAA
This is a messenger RNA of Patella vulgata (common limpet), 2623 nucleotides long. Its product is annotated as intraflagellar transport protein 57 homolog. Gene Ontology annotation, biological process: intraciliary transport; non-motile cilium assembly. Gene Ontology annotation, cellular component: cilium; Golgi apparatus; intraciliary transport particle B. Lineage: Eukaryota; Metazoa; Mollusca; Gastropoda; Patellidae. The record is from RefSeq and is a predicted model, not a curated record. The transcript has 11 exons. The coding region runs from base 129 to 1343 and encodes 404 amino acids.